Messenger RNA from Dendronephthya gigantea, 561 nucleotides. RefSeq lists its product as uncharacterized. NCBI's taxonomy places the organism in Eukaryota, Metazoa, Cnidaria, Anthozoa, Malacalcyonacea, Nephtheidae. The transcript has a single exon. The record is from RefSeq and is a predicted model, not a curated record. The coding region runs from base 1 to 561 and encodes 186 amino acids.
AUGGCAGAUGUGGAAGCUAUGUUCCACCAGGUCCGAGUCCGACCUCCUGAUUGCGAUUCCUUGCGAUUUCUGUGGUGGCCGGAUAAUGAUCUUAGUAACGAACCGGCAGAGUAUCAGAUGAUGGUGCAUCUCUUUGGCAGUGUUUCAUCCCCCACCUGCGCGAAUUUCGCCCUGCGACAAACGGCAGACGACAACAGCGAGCAAUUCGACAACGAAACGGUCAACACGGUCAAGCGAAAUUUCUACGUCGACAAUUGCCUCAAGUCAUCUGAGAAUGAGCAAGCAGCAAUCACCACAGCAGAGCAGUUACGCCUUCUUCUCUCUAAAGGUGGAUUCCGUCUGACGAAGUGGCUGUCGAACUCCAGAAGAGUUAAUAGAGUCAAUUCCAGAAUCCGAAAGAUCCAAAUUGGUAAAGGAAAUUCGUCUCGGAGAGCUGCCUACAGAACGCGCCCUCGGAGUGUUAUGGGAUUUACAAUCAGACACAUUCGGAUUCGCAAUCACGGUCAAGGACAAACCGUUUACAAGACGAGGAAUCUUAUCUGUCGUGUCAUCUGUGUAUGA